UUGGGUUAGGAGGGAGACAAUGACGUCUAAUUCAUCCUAGAAAUCAUAACAAUAUGUCAUGCUUGGCUUGGUAAAUGCGAUAAGCUAGGAAGGGUGUCCUCGCAGUAUGUGCGUGAUAGUGGUCGAGGGAGCAAGAGAGAGGAAGGGUGAGCGCUGUUAGGGUGGAGUGCCCUGGGGAGUCCUGGUGAGUACGGAAGUGGUGGGCGCCGGGCACCUGGGGAAGACCUGUAUGCGUGAGAACUUGCUGUCGACUUGGAGAGCAACAGCAGCACCAAGAACAGCAACAGUAGCAGUUCAGUCGGGGGGCAUCCACGCCUCCAAAAAUAAGCCACAACGAUUCCCGUCAGCUGUAUUUCCCGUGCACGUUGUUGUGCGAGGCGACCUGUUCCCUGUUACCGAGACGAAGAUCUCGGGCGUUGUGCAGGUCUCGACGUGUUAUGUUAUGCAGGAGGUCGCGGGGGAACAGUGGCCUGUGUUACGUGUGGUGUGCGGGGUCGUGCGCGUCCGUGUGCUCAAGGCCUGAGGUCGCAGUCACCGACUUAGACCGAGGAGAUCGCGGAAGGCCGUAGUAUUGAGGUGGUAACGAAAGGUGGUCUUUGUAGCAGAGGGAAGUGUGACACGCGGCGCACAUGCCAGAGAGCGGGGAGCUAUUUGAGUCUGAGGGAGUGUUGGCGGCGGCGGGGCACCCAGUGGCACUCUGGCUCUGUACCCGGGCACACCCUGGCUCUCUCCGGCACCCAAGACACCCUUGUCGUAGUUCUGUGGUCGCGUUUGCUGUCACGUACCGGCAUACACAGGGUUAUCAUGUCGGUGUGACCACGUUCAGGAGUGCGUGACCUCCCCGUGGGUAGCGGCAGUGACAGAAAUAGUGAGGCGGUGGGAUGGAGCGCCAAGACUCCUUCGUGAGUCUCACUGAUAGUGAACUGAGCUUCGCCAGCGUGUCCACGGAGGAUGGCGCCUCCAGCUUGGGACGGAGCCUAGCUAGCUCGCACUCGGAGCUCGACAGGACCCCAGGAGGUUCAGGGACCAAGUCACCGCAGAAGGAGCGUCUCCGGCGGUCGGGCCCCAAGCGCCAGGCGCCGCAGCCGCCCUCCAGGCCGUCCCCGAGCACCACUCCGGUGUCCUCUUCCCCUACCCCUCCCUCACAGCUGAUAACUGCCGCUCAAGUGCCCAUCAGUCCUGGCUACGAGGCUCGUGCCCCCACACCCCUUGCCUCCGUCACGCAGGCGGCCGUCAGUGCAGCAAAGGUCUCCGCAGCGCCCGUAACCACUGUGCACAUGCAGCUGUCGCCCAUGGCGCCGCCAGCGGGGCUUGCUUCCGCAGGGCCUCCCCCAGCGGUGCAGCAGACCCACCGCCUCACCAAGAUCGUCAGCCACCCAGUUAGCCCUCCCUCGAGCAGUGCAAGUGAAGGCCGACCGAUGUCCCCCUCUCUCCUGGGCACCGCGGCUCCCCUGGCUCCUCAGAGGUCGGGAUCCUCCCAUGCGGCCGCAAGGGACCUCGCCAACUUGAGGAUUCGUCUGAUCGACGAGGAGUCCGACUCGGAUGCGAAUCCUGUGGAGGCUGGGCUUAACCUGCGGAUCGCCGGCCCGGCGUCCGCUCAGCAGCUGGGCCCAGCACAGCGCCUCGUGAAGACCCAACCCUCUCGCCUAGAAUCUUCUUACGCCGCCCAACCAGCCCUGCAAGGCAUCCCACAAGGACCUCAAGGAUCCCAACUCUCACCCCAGGACCUCGCCUGCCAGAGCCAUGACGCCCAGUAUCUUCCGAGGGAAGCCGCGCAGUCAGAACAGCCCGCCCAACCGCUUCAUCCCCAGCCAGUCUGUUACCCAGGCGAGCAGGUCCUUCCAAGUGCCGAAAACUACGACUUCAGCGAGAGCUUCGACAGCUACGACGACUCCCCAACGCCGCCAUGCGUGAGUCCUGUGCCCGGCGAAAGGGAACCUUCGGGUGUGGUGUACCGUGGGCGUGCCCGGCGCCUCAUGCACUCCGCCUCCGACCCAGGGGUGACCCGACCGCACUUACGCCGCCCCCACGCCCACUCCCAGCAUCCACGGACGCCGGGCUUGUCCGUGCCUCCGCCCCUUGACCAGCUGAGCGAGGAAGAAGGUUGUCAGGAGGUUCUCGAGGACGAACUCCAGGAGGCCCUCGCUGGACAGGCUCGCCUCCAGAGGUCGGACUCCAUGGUGACGGUGGCGCACCUGUACGAGGACGUGCUGGUGUCGUCGCGGCUGCGCGUGAGGGUCACGCUCACCAACCUGACUGUGGUGGUGGUCGUGGCCGCCCUCGUGCUGCCCAACAGCGCCGCCAUUCUCUACGCCGCCUUCAGAUUAGUGUUUGGGACGCUGUUCCCAGCCUACUACUCGUACAAGGCCGUCAAGACGAAAAACGUCAAAGAAUACGUAAAAUGGAUGAUGUAUUGGAUCGUGUUUGCUUUCUUCACAUGCUUCGAGACUCUGACUGACCUUUUCCUUAGCUUCUGGUUCCCCUUCUAUUAUGAGCUGAAGAUCCUGGUGGUGCUGUGGCUGCUGAGCCCGGCGACCCGUGGGUCAUCCAUCUUGUACCGUAAGUUCGUGCACCCUUGGCUCACCCGCCGGGAGGAUGACAUUGAUAACUGCAUCGCACAGGCCAAGCAGCAGGGCUACUCCACCGUCAUACAGCUCGGGACCAAGGGCGUCAACUACGCCACCACAGUCUUGAUGCAGACCGCUAUUAAGGCAAGUCACGGAAACCAGGGUGGAGGCGGCAUUGUGAACCAGCUGAGGCGUAGUUACAGCUCUGGAGAAUUCCCUGAUGGAGACAUGAACCGCAACGUCAAGGCUUUACCCCACAUUCCGGACGAUGAUUACGAUGACCACAUGCACUCCUCAGGUUCUUAUGAGUCUGAACCCCGUACUCGUGCAGAGAGUGACGCAGCUUACAGGCCCCGUGGAUCUUCAGCCAGUCGCGGAGUGCGUUCCACCAAGACCAGAUCCGCAGAUGUGACAGACUACUACCAGGAUGUUGCUGAGGAAGAUGUGCAGCGCAGACGUUCCCCUCGCACCCAAGAUUCAGCUAGAUCUCAGCCUACGCUACACUUCCAAGAACCUCCAGCAAAAGGUCAGCAGCAGCGAAAAAGAGGCAAGUCUGAGAAUCGUCCAAGACCAAAGUCAAUGAUCAAUGCAGCUGAGGUAACCCGUGGUGCCGAGUGGGCACGAGCUCAGCGUGGCGGCUCGACCCUCUCCCUGGCAAGUGAAGUUGAGUUGUCUGAGUCGUCCUCGCAUUCUUCUAUAGCCUCCCUUGCCUCUGGCGCUCAAGGACAACAUUCGGUUCGGCCCAAGACUAGAACUGGCUCUGUACGCAGACCAAGGGUCAAUUCCCAAGGUAGAAAGACAAGUGGAUCCGUCUCGAGGUCAACCACGCGUGCCGAACCCCCCACUGUGAAGAGGGCGGCAACCCUAGAGGCUGGAUCCGAGUCUGAGUAGAUAAAGGGACGCAUAGCCUGACCGACACAUAAUGGUCACAUUUGUUAAUGUCAUUUGAAUCAUUACAUGUUAUAUAGCAUUAUGGUCUGUGAUGUAGAGAAUUACGUGGAGAUUAAAGCAUGUCUGUGCAAUAUUCAUAGUAUUUGCCAGAUUGUGCAAGUGAUAAACUGAAAAGGAGUUCAUUUUCCUUUUUUUUCCCCUCUUUUAUUUUAAUUCCUGUUUCAUAGGAAGGCAAGGAUAAUAAGCUUUAUAAAUACUUUCAAAGUACAUCUUCCUAUGAGAGCAGGAACAUACAGAUCUGGUCUUAUGUAUGGCAUAGCUGGAUCCCAUUAGUCUAAUCUAUGUGAUCUUUCUUUUUUACUAAACUCAAGUAACAGCUAAUCCCCCAAAAUAAUGAAUACAUAGAGAGGGAAUGCAGAAGGAAGAUUACUAGAUAUUCUAUGGUUUAAGUUUAUCUUUCUCGCUUCUUAUGAAAUGGCUAAACCAUUUGAUUUAAUGAGCAUUUCCCCCUCAAAAGAGAGAGCACUGCACUUGUAUCAUGGUUUUCUAGGGUCAUGGGAUCACUCUCAGAUCCUUGUCUCUUGACUUUAGUGUGCAUUAUGUGAGAAUAUCAUUGUCUGCACAAAGCUAUGAAGAUUGCACUUGUCUUUAUUAAAAGGAUAACUUGUAUAAAGACUUCAGUACUGUGUAUGUGCUAGCUAUGAAACUUUCUGCAGUUUUAAUUUUUCCCCUCCAUUUUUUGUAUUAAAAAUUUUCAUAUAUGAUUUCUAGCUUAUGUUGAAGACAUAACCACUAAAUUUUAGACUCCACACACAUUGUUCUUUCUUUUAUUUAAUAAUUAUGCUUUUCUGUGCUAGCAUGUGUCUCAGCUUAAUGUGACUGUCCCAAUACUGUGGGUCACACAUUUACUUUACUGGUUAUAUUAAUUUUAUGACCAAUUUUUUUACAUCUGUAAUUUUAAGCACAUUCAUUUAUUUCAUUUACACUAACUGCACAUUGGAACUACAUUAUUGCUUUGCAUUAUUUAUGAACAUUUUUGCAUAUCAGAUAGAAAGACUGUUAAUGAUAUAGGUGCAUUUGUAUAUAUGAUGUUGUUAUGAGCACCAUCAGAAAAUAAAAAUACUGACUGUAUAUUAUGUAGAAUUACUUCAGUGAUUAUUAGAUAUCUUCAGGCAUGUAAAGAUGAUCUGACUGAUAGUUAUUACUUCAGGCGGUGAUAAUGAAUAUAUAAAGGUAGAUAGAGUCGUUUUUAGGACCAAUAUCAUGAACGCUUGGCGAUAUGACUGAUAUGCAUGGUGGCAGAGACAAAGAUUGCCACAUCAAACACCUGGGCAUGUCACCCUUGGUUUUAUCAGUGUAGUAAUAUAGGUGUCCUAAUACCCUGCUCACGUAGGCUUGGCAGAUCAAAUUCUGGAAGCUUUUCUUGGUUCAGUCUGAUCUCUUCCUAGUUUUAAAAAAGUAAGAGAAAAAAGAAUAAUAUUUUGUAUGUACAGGCACAGCAGAAGGCAAUGAGAGGAAGUCGUAGGAGUGGCGCUGAACCAAGGAAAACUCCUUUGCUUCAAAUAGAGAUUGUCCUCUACCUCGAAUGAGCAGCAUUCUUGUUUUCUAUUUAGCUUGAAGGAUGUUUAGGAUGUAAUUUGUACGCAGAACUUCACUCACAACCAUUGUAUUACCCAUCGCCAGAAGCUCAAAAGAAAGGAUUUUAAAAUGUGUAAUGGUAAAUGAUGAAAAUGAGGCUGAUGUUCUUUCCUUUAGGUACUGUUCAGGAGUCUACAAGACUCUGAGGGGAAAAAAAUUAUCAGAGGAACUCAUGAAUAAUCCAUCAUAUUAAGGAAAAUUAAAACCUUGUGAGCUUUAACGGUUUAUGUGCCAUCGCUAGCAUUUUAUGUCUCAAAAGGAGAGAUAUUGUUUCAUUCUCUUAAGUAUUAUCAAAAUACUCCUAAGUUUUUGCCCAAAGGAACAUGUUCAUAACCAUUUUGUAAUGUGAUAUUGAUAUUCCUUUUUUUUUUUUCAUCAAUAAAAUUUCCACUUUCAUUAUAGGUGUAAAGGAAAACAUUGUACCCUUAUUUUGUGUUAUGUCUGUAUGACUGUUUUACCGUAAAUAAAGGAUGAAAGAAUUCA
Molecule: messenger RNA, 5579 nt
Organism: Penaeus indicus
Lineage: Eukaryota; Metazoa; Arthropoda; Malacostraca; Decapoda; Penaeidae
Exons: 8
Coding region: 882-3458 (858 amino acids)
Cellular component (GO): endoplasmic reticulum membrane; cytoplasmic microtubule
Molecular function (GO): microtubule binding
Source: RefSeq, a predicted model, not a curated record